Molecule: messenger RNA, 2262 nt
Organism: Lachancea nothofagi CBS 11611
Lineage: Eukaryota; Fungi; Ascomycota; Saccharomycetes; Saccharomycetales; Saccharomycetaceae
Source: the annotation of a GenBank genome assembly
AUGACACCAGUUAGCCCGAGCAGUACUAAAAACUUCUCGAUUUGGCUCGAAUCUGGGCGGACCCUCCAAUUUUUUUUUUUUUCUUGUUCAGCGCGUUUUUCGAUAGUUCAGAUCCACCUUUUAUUUACCAAAAAAAAUGAGUUUUGCUAUACCCAUAAUAAAGCUUUUAUCAGUUACACCACUUUUUAUUACCAAGAGGUAAGUCCAACUCAGAUGCUGAAGCGUGUGUGUAGACCAGGCGUCUUGCAAAGCUCAAUCCUUUCGAGGUGUGCAACGCGUUCUACUGCCUAUACUGGGAGGUUAAUUCAACCUUCGUUCCAGACUCUAAGACUGCUUCAUGGUAGUAGACAACUUCAGCAAGAGGCAAAAUACUCUCCUAAAUCUGGUUUCUUUGCUGAAAGAAUAGGAAAGCUCAUAAGAUGGUCUAUACUGACCACUGGUGUUGUCGUUUCAUCUCUUGGCGCCUCUUUGAUUCUGUUUUUUUUGUACGAUGCAACGACUUACAAGGAAGGAGAAGUGCCAGACUUCAUAAAUGUACCAAAGAAGGCCUUGGCACCUGAGCUUGGAGGGCCCGAGAACUUGCCCGUUUUAUGGGACAACUUAGACGCUUACGAUUCUGAAGCUAAGGAGAAGCUAUCUUAUAGACCCAAGCUUGUAGUGCUGGGUUCUGGAUGGGCCUCCGUUGGUGUUUUGAAGUCUCUAGCGCCAGGUGAAUUUGACGUCACUGUAGUGUCGCCACAGAACUACUUCCUUUUUACCCCACUUCUUCCGUCUGCUGCGACUGGUACUCUCGAGGUAAAGUCAUUGAUGGCCUCGAUUAGAAAGCUUGUCAAUGAUGUUAGCGGCCACUACCUGGAAGCCAAAGCUGAAAAGGUGGAAUUUGCUCACAAUUUGGUAAAGGUCUCGCAGGUAAAUCCCCAAAGUGGGGAAAAGAGGUUUUUUUAUUUACCUUAUGAUAAAUUGGUUGUUGCCGUAGGAUCUACUGCGAAUACACACGGUGUGGAAGGCUUAGAAAACUGCUCUCGAUUAAAAACUGCCGAGGAUGCAAUCAGUCUUAGAAGAAAGAUCAAAGACAAUUUGGAAGUCGCAUGUCUACCCACGACUACAGACGAGGAAAGAAAGAAGCUGCUAAGUUUUGUUGUUUGCGGUGGUGGCCCAACUGGUGUGGAGUUUGCUGCAGAAGUUUUCGACUUGAUGAACGAAGAUCUACCAAAAACCUAUCCGAAGAUUUUGAGACAGCAAGUCUCUGUGCAUAUAAUCCAGUCGCGCUCUAACAUCCUAAAUACCUACGACGAAACUAUCUCGGAGUAUGCCAUGCAAAGAUUCAAGAAAGAUGAUAUUGACGUUUUGACAAACUCAAGAGUCCAUAAAAUCCUGCCUGACAGAGUUAUUUUCACGCAAAAGAACUCUGAAACCGGCGAAAACGAGCUCAAGGAGCUUCCUUUCGGUCUAUGCUUGUGGUCUACCGGUGUUGCUCAAAAUCCUUUGGCCAAGCAAGUCGUUCAAGAUUUAGCAGCCUUUCAAAGAAAUAGAAGAGCUAUCGAAACAGACUCUCACCUAAGGGUACUGGGUGCGCCCCUUGGCCAGGUUUAUGCUAUUGGAGAUUGUGCUACCGUAAGAACUGAUCUUGCGGAACACGCGGUGGAGUUUGUGAGACAGUUUAUUGUUAACAAGCACUUGCAACCUACCAGAAGCAACGAAAUUAUCACAGACGAUGACAUCAAGCACUUGUCCAUCUCAUACGAUGAAAUACAGGACCUGGCUAGAGAGCUUGUUAAAAGACACCCACAAACUAGAGAGCAUUUGUACAACGUUGAGGACAUUUUGCCCAAAUACGACAAGACCAACUCCGGGACAUUAGAUUUUAACCAAAUUACUCAACUUUUGAGAGAAGUUGAGAGCAAAGCCACUUCCAUGCCUGCCACAGCUCAAAGGGCUCAUCAACAAGGCAAAUAUAUUGGGAAAAAACUCACCAAGGUUGCCAGAAGCUCAGAAACUGCCAAAGUUAAUGAGAGUGCUCAACUUAUCUCUGAUGAAUCCGUUUACAAAGCCUUCAAGUAUGUCCACUUGGGAUCUUUGGCUUACAUCGGGAAUUCGGCAGUAUUCGAUAUUCCAGGUUAUUCUUUUGUGGGUGGCUUGGUCGCUAUGUACCUAUGGAGAGGUAUCUACUUCGCUCAAACAGUUUCCCUGAGAACAAGAGUGCUGUUGUUCAUGGACUGGCUGAAGAGAGGUUUCUUUGGCAGAGAUAUUCUGACAGUUUAA